AAGAGUACAAUCCAGACAAGCCUUCUCUUUCUCACUCUCUCUUCUCCUCUCCUGUUUAUCCAAUCGAUCUCUUGGCGAAAGGGACUGUAGGGGAAGAGCGAUUGAGAACAGGGAAGAGCAGAGCUACCCACAUGGAUUCCUCAAUUCUUCUCUCUGAGGCUCUCGUUGCCGCCCGGCUCUGCUCUGCUGCAUCAUCCUUUCCGACCCUUCGACACCAGCUGCCUUGCCUCCUAUCUUCUCCCUGCCCUCGGCUACCCUCUCUCACUACUUCCCUUUUUCGUCGCCAAGAUGCUUACGACCGCUCUGCCCAUCUUCGUAAGCCCUGUGCUAUUUCUGGAAGCGGGGCUUUGGUGACCAACUCCGUACCGCCAAGAAACGGAGUAUAUACAGUAGGUGAUUUUAUGACCAAAAAAGAGGAUUUACAUGUUGUAAAAGCUAACACAACAGUUGAUGAAGCAUUGGAGGCUCUUGUUGAGAACAGGAUUACGGGUUUUCCUGUGAUUGAUGAUGACUGGAAAUUGGUUGGUGUAGUUUCUGAUUAUGACUUGCUAGCACUGGAUUCCAUAUCAGGUAGUGGACGAGCUGAUACAAACAUGUUUCCUGAAGUUGAUAGCACUUGGAAAACGUUCAACGCGAUACAGAAGUUGCUCAGCAAGACCAAUGGGAAGGUUAUUGGUGAUGUGAUGACACCUGCCCCACUUGUUGUUCGUGAAACUACCAACCUUGAAGAUGCUGCCAGAUUGUUGCUGGAAACAAAGUACCGUCGACUCCCUGUUGUUGAUAGCGAGGGCAAGCUUGUUGGAAUUAUUACUAGGGGAAAUGUUGUUAGAGCUGCUCUUCAGGUAAAACGUGCCGGCGAAAGGACGGAAUAAACCCCUUCUUAGGAAGGAUGUUGAGGUGAACCACUCCGGCAGAUCAUUGGAACAUCUCUGGCCUUCAUCCAGCUUUCCCAAAGGAAUUUGUUGGGCCAAGUAAGGCACUCUAACAGACAGCAACUCAGCUCUUCCACUAGUAACCUCUGUUCUUUAUGUAUGUAUAAUCUUUAGUUAAAUAUUAGCGUUUUAGAUACGGCAUUUUCUAUAUGUAUUUGAUUGAUUGAGAGAGAGAGAGAGAGCGAGAGAGAGAGAGAGAGAGACUGUAUGUUUGGGUGGGGGGUGGACCUUAUCCAUAUAGUUAGAGAGGGCUUGAAUAAAUCUCACUUUUGGAUCUCAA
Messenger RNA from Macadamia integrifolia, 1212 nucleotides. RefSeq names its product CBS domain-containing protein CBSX1, chloroplastic-like. The transcript is spliced from 8 exons. The coding region runs from base 132 to 872 and encodes 246 amino acids. NCBI's taxonomy places the organism in Eukaryota, Viridiplantae, Streptophyta, Magnoliopsida, Proteales, Proteaceae. The record is from RefSeq and is a predicted model, not a curated record.